UGCUUUAGUUUAUUCAAAAUCAUUGAAAGAUGCGCUACGGGCUGCUGUUUGCAAUUACCUUGGCUUGUUUGAGCCUUGCUAGUGCAUUGACUGCAAAAGAUGUGCAACUUAUAGCUGAAAUAAAGCAGGCUACCGAGCAGGCGAACCAACAAUUGCUGCAAGGCCAUCUCAAGUUCCUUAUACAGGUAAAUGAAUACAUCGCAGGUUCGCAGGUUGUGGAUCAGUCGAUAAUACGACAAUUACGCUCCCAAAAACUUCGAGCGGAGGCAAAACUUGCAAUGCAUCGUUUAAAGGAAUCGGAUCUGGAUGAAAUUUUAGAUGAAUGGGAGAGAAUCUUAGAUGUGAAUAAUAUAAAUGGAGACCAGAGAAGGGAGCGAAUUUUUUUAUACCUAAAGGACAAAUAUGGUGACAUAUUUAACAUGAAUGAACAAAGGCUGCAGAGGCAAAUUCAGGUAUUCACUUAUGCAAUAAAUCCAAAAAUUAGAGAGCUCAGCAAGUCUGCGCAACAAAGCGAACACGAACUAAUUACAUCAUUUAAUAAUGUUGCCUAUGCGGGUCUUGUAAGCCCGGAAGAGUCAUUUACUGACUUCGUAACAGUUAUGAAUAAAUAUUAAAUUUUAUUAUACAAAAAAAGAAACUGGCUUACUCAAUAAGCAACGAGUGCAAUCUUUGUGUAUGAGAUCGAGUGUUAAAGGUUAUCAAGAGUUGUAAGCUCUUAGCACAAUUAAAGUAAAGAGCAGCUAUAAGCUAGUGAAUAUG
Messenger RNA from Drosophila novamexicana, 759 nucleotides. RefSeq lists its product as uncharacterized. Lineage: Eukaryota; Metazoa; Arthropoda; Insecta; Diptera; Drosophilidae. The transcript is spliced from 2 exons. The coding region runs from base 30 to 614 and encodes 194 amino acids. The record is from RefSeq and is a predicted model, not a curated record.